CACAAAAUCAGUUCACACAUCUCUCAGUAUGGCGCGUCUAAAGCUAAAGAAACUCGAGGAGUAUCUGCAGUGUGUCGAUGGCUUUGAGAAGCCAAAGAUUCUACUGGAACAAUACCCCACUCCACCGCAUAUAGCCGCCUGCAUGACGCACCACAUCCAAGCCCAACACGACGACAUCGAGGGCAAGCUGGUAGCUGAUCUCGGCUGUGGCUGUGGCAUGCUCAGCAUUGGUGCAACACUGCUCGGAGCUCAGCUCACUGUUGGCUUUGAGCUGGACGAUGCUGCUGUCGACACGUUCCGGCAGAAUGUCAUGGAUAUGGAGCUACCCAAUGUGGACUGUGUGCGCUCGAAUGUACUACAGCUGCCGGGCAGUAAAUGGGACAAUGUCUUCGAUACGGUUGUUAUGAAUCCUCCCUUUGGUACCAAGCACAAUGCCGGUAUGGAUAUGCGUUUCUUGGAGGUGGGCACACGUCUAGCCACGGCAGCUGUCUACUCUCUCCACAAAACAUCUACACGUGCAUACAUUCUGAAGAAGUGCAAGGAGUGGGGCGCUCAGGGCAGCGUUGUUGCCGAACUGCGCUAUAAUAUUGAGUCCAGCUACAAAUUCCACAAGCAGAAAUCUAAAGAUAUUGAGGUGGACUUUUGGCGCUUUGAUGUUAGUGAACUGUAACUUAGUUGAUGGAUUAGUUAAGAUUUAAAUUUGAUGCAUUUUUUGAAACAUUUUAAUAAUAUAAUUAAAGUGACUAAAUGAUUUAUAAA
Drosophila innubila is the source of this 759-nucleotide messenger RNA. It is a transcript of the gene Mettl5, whose product is annotated as rRNA N6-adenosine-methyltransferase METTL5. The coding region runs from base 29 to 670 and encodes 213 amino acids. The transcript has 2 exons. Gene Ontology annotation, molecular function: rRNA (adenine-N6-)-methyltransferase activity; nucleic acid binding. Lineage: Eukaryota; Metazoa; Arthropoda; Insecta; Diptera; Drosophilidae. The record is from RefSeq and is a predicted model, not a curated record. Gene Ontology annotation, biological process: rRNA methylation.